Messenger RNA from Diprion similis, 708 nucleotides. RefSeq lists its product as uncharacterized. The record is from RefSeq and is a predicted model, not a curated record. Bases 108 to 665 code for a protein of 185 amino acids. The transcript has 4 exons. Lineage: Eukaryota; Metazoa; Arthropoda; Insecta; Hymenoptera; Diprionidae.
AAAGUGGGGGAUGGCGGGCCCACGAACAAUAUAUAAGCCCUCCCGCAUCCUUAAUUUCGAGUUAGUCUGAUAUAUUUAUACCAGUCCUAUAGACAAAAGUCGUCGCUAUGAAGGUAAUUAUCUUACUGGCGGUUAUCGGAUCAUCCGCGACAGCCCUGGUCCCCGUAGGUCCCUUGGAAUAUCCAAAUUUGAUCUCAACGCGUCGUACAGAGUUUCCUACCCAACGUCUGGAUGUGACUGCGUUGGAUGACAACCUUUCUCAACAAUACAUUCUGUACAACGUCCCUCAGAUUAACACAGCUGUCAGGACCGUACCAAUGGCCGUAUUUGCGAAUGGUAGACCUACUAUAGCACAUGUUCCAACCGCUUAUAAUUAUUAUGGAACGCCAGUCUACGAUUUCCGAUUUCCCUACACCCCGCUCUAUCCGGCCGGGUCGAAGCCACCAGUUCCGGAAUACAUUCCAAGACCAGGAAUACCACAGCCGCCGAUUAAACCUGUAGAUUACGAUGACAACGAUGACGAAGAAGACAAUGACGGCGGUGGCAUAGAAAAAUUGGACGAAAAAGUUGAACCGGGAUACGAUCCUCUGGGCGAAGCAGCCAGCGCGGCGAACAACGAGGACGCCUCUAACGAAAAUGACUCUGUUAUCAUAGAAGCUGCGUGAAAAACUUCACUUCAAUUUUCUUAUCUUAUUACGUCAAGAUUUA